UCACCGCUUCUAACCAAUCCGAUGAGUGAGCUAUGGACAGGAGGCAGGGCACAGCAUCCUAUUCAGGGAGCUGCCCUGCUCCCAGAGAGGAACCCUAGGGCUGGUACUACCGUCUUUGCCCUGGCGGGGAGAAGACCCUGGUGCCCCAGGUGGGGCAGAUACUACAGUUCCGGGUAGUAUCCUGGAAGCUUUUCCCAGUUUGUAUUCAAUCAAGUUGAUUCAGUCCCCUGGGGUAUAUAUUUGCCAAAGGAAAACAGUGUGCCCACGAGAUGUGUAAACUGAAUGACGGACCGCUGGUCACAGCACAGACAUGAACAACCGCAGUGUGCCUGUGUACGUUGGGGUCACUACAGAGCCUAGCACCGUCACCCUACCCUUUAACAACACCAAAGGAGUUGAGAGCACUGGAUCUCCUAGCAUGAGCACCUGGUUACUGUCUCUUGGCAUUGUCACUGUGAUCGGACUGGCUGUGGCAAUGGUUCUGUACAUCAGAAAACAAAAGAGACUUGAAAAGCUCCGUCAUCAGCUGAUGCCCAUGUAUAGCUUUGAUCCAGCAGAGGAGCAAGAAGACCUGGAACAAGAGUUGCUGGAGCCAAAUAGAGAUGCACAGCCUCAAGGAAAGGUCCUACUCACCAGUCUGUGCCCACUUCAGAGGCCCACUCGCCUUGUUUUUACCGAUGUGGCCAACGCGAUCAGUGCUUGAUUGGGAAAUUUUUCAUUAUAUGUGACAACAUCCAUGGCCAGAGAAUAGGUGUCACCAAGUCGUUUGUGUCACCGUGCACUGGAGAAGAACCAUGGAGGGCUGAUCUAGUGCAACUCUAGUUACAAAACUAUCUAUCUUGCUCACCCAAGUUGGGCUGUGCAUCAGAGGUCAGCAUGGCAGAGACGUACAUGUGUAGGGUUAUAUGCACUGUUUUACAUAGGGCCAAACACAGCUGUGUACAUAUGGGGGAUACACAUAAUGCAUACUGUCCUACACAAUACACUAUGGGGCAUAUUUAUCAAGGGUCAAAUUUCGAAUUUGAAAAACUUCAAAAUUCAAAAAAAAAACGAAAUUAAGUUUAAGGGUUUUUUUUGCCCGAAUAGGUCAGUUUUCGAUCGAAUAGUUCUGUUUUCGGCCAAGUUCGAA
Molecule: messenger RNA, 1129 nt
Organism: Xenopus laevis (African clawed frog)
Lineage: Eukaryota; Metazoa; Chordata; Amphibia; Anura; Pipidae
Gene: c4h3orf18.L
Exons: 5
Coding region: 311-703 (130 amino acids)
Source: RefSeq, a predicted model, not a curated record